Messenger RNA from Leptopilina boulardi, 2182 nucleotides. RefSeq names its product probable serine hydrolase (gene kraken). The coding region runs from base 229 to 1206 and encodes 325 amino acids. The transcript is spliced from 7 exons. NCBI's taxonomy places the organism in Eukaryota, Metazoa, Arthropoda, Insecta, Hymenoptera, Figitidae. The record is from RefSeq and is a predicted model, not a curated record.
CUUCUACCAACUGUGAAAUCAGAAUUUUAAACUCACGUGAUAAUUAUAUAUACGUUUUUAAUUAGCAUUUUUUUUUUUUAAUUUGACAUUUAUAGACAAAUGUGUAUACUGUAUAUAUGUGUAAAUGACGUUCAACGCUUGAUCUGACAACCUAGAAAGGAAUAACACGCACGAGACACACGCGACGAAAUAUAAAAAGACAUUCGUUGAUUUCUUCUUCAAAAGAAAAUGAACGAGAAUGGUACAAAAAUUGUGACGGACAAUAUGUCAAAUGGAUUUGGAAAAAAUGAAGCAAAAGAAAUUCCAAUGACAUUGAGUGACGAUGAACCGGAGGAAAUUGAAAUUCCAGUGCCUUGGGGUCAAAUAAGUGGCAAAUGGUGGGGUUCAAAGGGAAUCCAACCGAUUGUGGCGUUACAUGGGAGGCAAGAUAAUGCAGGAAGCUUCGAUAAAUUAAUGUCACUAUUGCCUAAAAAUAUUUCUGUAUUGUGUUUGGAUUUACCUGGUCAUGGGCUUUCGUCCCAUUAUCCAAGGGGACAGUCUUAUUUCGUUCAUUGGGACGGUAUCGUCUUGCUUCGUCGAAUUGUUCAUUACUAUAAAUGGAAUAAGGUGAAACUAUUGGGUCACUCAUUGGGAGGAGCAAUAUCGUUUUUGUAUGCGGCUUCCUAUCCGGAUGAAGUUGAAUUUGUGAUAAGUCUCGAUAUUGCAAGUCCAAGUGUUCGGGAUAUUACAAAAUCAGUUGAUAUCACGGGAACUUAUAUUGACAGAUUUUUGAAAUAUGAAAAUUUAACACUCGACUCAGUACCAUGUUAUACUUAUAAGGAAAUGAUUGACAUUGUCGAGGAUGCAUACAAUGGCGAUAUUACAAGAGAGAGUGCCGAAAUUUUAAUGAAACGAGGAAUGCAACCGGCAACUACUUCAAAUCAGUAUUAUUUUCGACGCGAUCCACGAUUAAAGGUUUCACUUUUGGGAAUGCUGUCAUUGGAUCUUGUUUUGGCGUUUGCAAAAAAAAUUAAAUGCGCCUAUCUCAAUAUUCGUGCAGUUCCAGGAAUGAAAUUUGAUCAACCAGAAUCUUAUCAUCGUGUUUUAGAUGAAAUAAAACUCACUGCAAGUAAAUUUGAAUAUCGAGAAGUUGAAGGCACACAUCAUGUUCAUUUAAAUAAUCCCGAGCGAAUUGCACCAAUUAUCAUUGAAUUUUUGGGACUAUAACCAUAAUUUUUUUGUUUCUUUUUUUUCAAAUUUUUAGUCGAAUUGUUAAACAAACAACAAAUUUAAACAAAAUCAAGUUUUGAAAUUUUAGCCGAAUUGUAAACAAUUAUUACAGAAUCAAAAAAAAAAAAAAAAUUAGUCAAACAUUUUAGAAAUGUGAACCUUACUGAAAAUUGAAAUUUAAUUUUUAUUUAAUUUAAUUCGAUUUAAAUUAAUAUUAAAUUUAAUUUAGAAUUAAAUUAUUUUGUUUUAAAGUAAUAUUAAAUUCAAUUUAGAUUAAAUAAUUUCGAUUUCAAUUAAUUGAUUACAAUUUAAAAUUAAUUAAUUAUUUUUUUCAGAAUAGUAAAAGUAAUGAAUUUUUUUGAAAAUUAAAUAAAGUAUCUAAUUUAAUUUUUGAAUUUCUAAAUUAACAAAUGGGACAUUUAGUUAGUUAAUUAUUAAUUUAAAUUAUUCAAUUGUUAAAGAAAUUUCUAAAUUACUGAAUUUACAACAAUAUUUAUAUUUAUAUAAAUUAUAUAAAUUAUUUUUAAUUAUAUGAAAUAAAUUUAAUUUAAUUCAAUGAUUUAAAUUAAUAAUUAUCAAGACGAAUGUGCAAUAGUUUAAAAAAAAAGUUAAUUUAAAAUAAUAGCAUAGGAAAUUCUUAUUAAUUAGCAACUUGUAAGUAUUUAUUAUUAAAAUAAUAUUAUAAUUUAUGUUAUUGAGAAAUAUGUGAACAAAAAGAAAAUUCCAAAAACUUUGUAAAUUAUUUAAGAAUAUUUUUCAAGGUGGUAAAAAAUAGAGCGACUUCAAAUUCAACAACAGUUUGUUCAUUUACGAAAGAUUUUCUUUUUAUUUUAUUUUAUUUAUUUAUUUAUUUAUUUAAAAACAGGGUUGCCACGCUACAUGUAAAAAAAUUCAAGAAAAUUAUGUUUUUAAGUAAUUUUUUUUACAACAACUUCAAUGCGAUUAUCAAAUAAAAUGGUUUAAAAAAAAAUAA